This is a messenger RNA of Mercenaria mercenaria, 1443 nucleotides long. RefSeq lists its product as uncharacterized. The record is from RefSeq and is a predicted model, not a curated record. Gene Ontology annotation, molecular function: calcium ion binding. Bases 146 to 520 code for a protein of 124 amino acids. NCBI's taxonomy places the organism in Eukaryota, Metazoa, Mollusca, Bivalvia, Venerida, Veneridae. The transcript is spliced from 4 exons.
AGACCAAUGGCAAUGGUUCGCACUUUUAUGACGAGAGCCUGUUUAAAGGAAACGUUUGCGACACUUCGUUAUUCUAUGCUUGGAUCGGCAAAAGUAACUAUCAGUGUACAUAUUUCCCGUAGAAUUAGCCACGAGUAAAAAGAUCAUGGAAGUAAAGGUCAUGCUAUGUUUUGUUUUAUUUGCUUGCGUUUGGUACGCAGAUGGCUGCCAUCGCCCUUCCAUCAGGCAUUUGCGGUCGUUAGAAUACCCUGCCGAGAGACAAGAAGGGAGUGUUGAAAAGAACGGAGGUCAUUAUAGUGUCACACUUCAAGCUCAUCCGUGUAGAUUCGAUACCUACGAUGCAGACCGAGACGGAGAAAUCAGUAAGAGGGAAGUACAGGCUAUACUCGGAAUUGCCGGGGAGACAGACUCUCUAUUCGCGGAGCUUAAUAUAAUGCCAGAUGAUGGAGUUAUCAAACCAGAAGAAUUCUAUGCCAAAGUACCUCAGAUUAUAACUCAGUGUUUAGAUACUACCAACUAAAAUUCCUAGGGAGAUGUAUUUGCAUAAAUAAACGGAAAAUAUUAUUUACAAUAUGAUACGUUUAAAAUACUAUUGUUUGUAUUGAAUAAAAAAAUGUUUACGGUUUCUUUCUAAAAAUUCUUAAAUGCCUUUCUAGCACUUGCUGAAAUAGGGUAAACUAAUUGUCAGCUAGCUGUUAUCACAUUCAUUUUGAAAAUGUUGUACUUUAUUAUUAAUUUAUACCAUCUCAGCUCUCAAAAUAAAAAUGUUAUAUAUACAUAUGGGAAAAAGAUGCGGAGAAAGAUGCUCAACUCUUUACAUUUUAAUAUUGUCUAUAAACAUUUAAAAAUAAAAAUAAAAUAAAGAAAGAAAUAACAGGUUUUACCCUAUCGAUGCGGGCUCUUCAGAUAAAUGUCCUAUAUAUAGGUUAAAUGUAGUAAUCCUGUAGAUAUAUCUUUUAUCAAACUUAUUGUCAGCUAGCUGUUUUCACAUACUUGCACAAAUAAUGUUUGUACUUUAGGAAUAUUUUUUACUAUUGUCGUGGCGGUUACGGUUAACUCUUUUAACUUUAAUAUAAUGUAUCCUAAUAGUUCGAAACCUGAACUUUUAACAAUAUAGCAGCAAGAAAAGGAACAAAAACAUGAAUAAAAUGUAUUUAAAGCAGUUAGUUAGUUUUCCCAGUUCAUAUAUAUCUUUAAAGUUAUCCGAUGUAAUCCGCUGCUUCGUUUACCCACACCAGAAGAAGGAUACUAAAAUAAAAGAUCCUAUCCUAUUCAGAACUGUUACUGAAAGUCAGAAAAUUGAGUAUAAAAUCAAAUAUACAGAUUUUAAGUAAAGAUGACAUAUUAAGCAUACAUACUGUUUGUCUUCCGUGGAUCAAUACUUCCUUCUUAUACCAGUACAUUGUAUAUCACAUACUUACAUUAAUAAAUCCUUGAAAAUGC